This is a messenger RNA of Ichthyophthirius multifiliis, 948 nucleotides long. RefSeq lists its product as hypothetical. The transcript has 4 exons. Gene Ontology annotation, molecular function: protein binding; nucleic acid binding. Gene Ontology annotation, cellular component: nucleus. The record is from RefSeq and is a predicted model, not a curated record. NCBI's taxonomy places the organism in Eukaryota, Ciliophora, Oligohymenophorea, Hymenostomatida.
AUGAUAGGAUAUUUGACUUAUAAGGAACCUGAAGAUGAUGUAAAUUGCAAAUUUUAUUGUCAUUUUUUAAGAGAAAACUAAAUGCCAGAAUUAGUCAAUACAAAUAAUGUCUAUAAAGAUUUUAUUUUUGAUUUUUGUUUUUUAAAUUAUCCUUCAUUAAAUGAUUCAACUGAACAUUUUAAAGUUGUUUUAAUGGAAAGAGAUAAAGUUAUGAUGUUUCCUACUAUAGAUGGUCCUUAUCAUUAAAGACUUAUUAUUUCAUCUAUAUGGAAUAAUAAGUAAUAUUUUUUAGUUGGGGAUAUUUAGAAAGGAAUGUAACUUUAUGAAAUGGAUGAAAGAGAAAAUAAAGUUAAGUAAAUAGGAGAAGAAAAUGCUAAUAUAAAUAUUAGAUAAUGCCUUCUUUUUUUUAUUUAAAAUACUAAUACAUUAAGAGCCCUUGUUGCAGAUGAAUAUAAAAAUUUAUAUGCUUAUUCUUUGAUUUAAUAAUAAGAUUUAAAUGAAAAAAAAAAUGUCUAAAUGGAAUUAAUUGCCAAUUUCCAUUUAGGAUCCAAAGUUAAUAAAAUAAUUACUGAUUAAAAAUAAAUUAUAGAAAAGGGAGAUAAUUAAUAAUAAGAAGCAGUAAGUCAUAUUCUUUUACUUUCAUAAGAUGGAAAUAUAUCUGUUUUAAAAUUAAUUUAUGAAUAAGGAGAAAAUACUCUCCUUUUUGAUUUAUAGAAAACUAUUUAUGAGGAACUUCCUUAUAUUGGAAGUUUAGAUUAUAGAGAAUAUAGAGAAUGCAAAACUUUUAAAUAAUCAAUGUUUUUAAGAAAUUCUCAUGAGUUUUUUGAAUUAAAUAUUUUGGAUGUUUAUUUUAAUCUUACUAGACCUUUAUAAGAAAAAAUUGCAUGGAAAUUAAAUAGAUCAAGAGAAGAUUUUAUUAAUGUUAUUAUUGGAACUAUUUUAAUGUGA